AUGGAAAAUAAAGGGCCAUCACAGAAAGGUUCCCUCCUUCUGCUGCUGCUAUUGGGUUCCAACCUGCUCUUGAGCAAGAGUGUGGCCUCGAUGGCCAUCUGUCCCAAUGGGGCUGUCAACUGCCAAGUAUCCCUCCCAGACCUGUUUGACCGUGCAAUCAUCCUAUCGCACUACAUCCAUGAUCUCUCCGCAACAAUGUUCACCGAUUUUGAUAAACAGUAUGGCCAGGGCCGUGGUUUCAUUACCAAGGUCAUCAACAGUUGUCACACAUCUUCGCUCUCUACUCCUGAAGACAAGGAGCAAGCCCAGCAGAUUCCUCAAGAAGACCUUCUCAGUGUGAUUCUCAGCAUGCUGCGUUCCUGGAACAUUCCUCUCUAUCACCUAGUCAUGGAAGUGCGUGGAAUGCAAAAAGCUCCAGAAGCUAUCUUGUCAAAAGCCAUUGAGAUAGAGGAGCAAAACAAGCGCCUUCUUGAGGGCUUGGAGAAGAUAGUCGGCCAGGUUUAUCCUGUAAUAAAAGAUAACGAGAUCUACACUGUGUGGACAGAACUUCCUUCUCUGCAGUUGGAAGACGAGAAUGCACGCCUCUCUGCUUUCUAUAACCUGCUCCACUGCUACCGCAGGGACUCACACAAGAUUGACAAUUAUCUCAAGCUCCUGAAGUGCCGAAUGUUCUAUGACAGCAAAUGCUAA
Molecule: messenger RNA, 690 nt
Organism: Suncus etruscus (white-toothed pygmy shrew)
Lineage: Eukaryota; Metazoa; Chordata; Mammalia; Eulipotyphla; Soricidae
Gene: PRL
Product: prolactin
Exons: 5
Coding region: 1-690 (229 amino acids)
Biological process (GO): mammary gland development; positive regulation of receptor signaling pathway via JAK-STAT; positive regulation of cell population proliferation
Cellular component (GO): extracellular region
Molecular function (GO): prolactin receptor binding; hormone activity
Source: RefSeq, a predicted model, not a curated record